ACUGCGCCAUCCAAUAACUAUGUUAAAAACGUUCGCCCGAAUCCCGCUAGGCGGUGCAGCAUCGUUCCCGAUCGCCUCGCUGUCAAGAUGGCGGAGACUGGAUGCACAUCAAGUACAUGGCCCAGCAUAAAAGAAGGGUACGAACUUGGAGAAGUCAUAGGUGUUGGAGCAACAGCCAUUGUACACACAGCGUAUUGCAAGCCGAGGAAAGAGAAAUGCGCCAUCAAGCGCAUCAAGCUCGAGAAAUGGAACACCAGCAUGGAGGAGCUCCUGAAAGAAAUCCAGGCGAUGAGCGCGUGCAACCACGAGAAUGUCGUAACUUAUCACACGUCGUUUGUGGUACGGGAAGAGCUGUGGCUCGUCAUAAAGCUCCUCUCCGGUGGCUCCCUCCUCGACAUCAUCAAGCACAAGGUGAAAGCCGAGGACUGUAAGCACGGGGUCUUCGACGAGGCUACCAUCGCCACCGUCCUCAAAGAAGUACUCAAGGGACUUGAGUACUUUCACAACAAUGGGCAGAUUCACAGGGAUAUUAAAGCUGGUAAUAUACUCCUUGGGGAAGAUGGUGCAGUACAAAUUGCUGACUUUGGUGUGAGUUCCUGGCUUGCCACCGGUGGCAACCUAUCCAGACAGAAGUUCAGGCAUACAUUCGUGGGCACUUCAUGUUGGAUGGCGCCAGAGGUCAUGGAACAGGUAACAGGGUACGACUUCAAGGCUGACAUUUGGAGCUUCGGAAUCACCGCGAUUGAGCUUGUGACCGGGACAGCUCCGUACCAUAAGUACCCACCCAUGAAGGUGCUUAUGCUGACCUUGCAAAACGACCCUCCUACGUUAGAAACUGUCAGUGAAGACAAGGAACAGUACAAAAACUACGGAGAGUCUAUACGAAAAAUGAUAAUGGAGUGCCUGCAGAAGGAUCCUUCUAAACGGCCAACAGCAACAGAACUUCUCAAACACCAGUUUUUCAAAAAAUCAAAGGACAAGAGAUACCUUAUGCAAACGUUGCUCACAUGUGCUCCAUCUAUAGAAGCUAGGGCGCAAAAGCUGAAAAACUGUAAAAGGGUUCCUGGGGCAGGUGGGUGGCUCCAUAGGACAGAGACAGGAGACUGGGUAUGGUCGGACGGAGAGGACGACGAUUCUUCAGACGAACGGGCAGGACCUAGCGGCCAGAGAAGAAGCCAUUCAAUAGGCCAACCAGUCAACAAGUUCCUCGGACAGCGCCAUCGAAAACCCCUCUGCACCCGCAGACCACGAUGCCAGUACAACUUCGCGCACCCCUUCGGGCUCCCCUUCGGGCUCCGGUACGGCGGGAUCUGGCAGCAUCCUCUCACAACAGAAGGGUGCUUCGAGUUGUCAGACGGACUAGACGCACUAAACAUCUUGGACGAAGCUCUGGACGAUGCAUCCACGGAGGGCAUUGACUUCGAUCAGCUGGCGUACGUGGAAACAGGAACGGGGACAGACACACUUCCAUUACCUUUGUUCAGCUUUGGUGUCAACCAGGAGCAGCCUACGAGUACAUCUAGCACAACGUGUCGCAGAGAGCGUCGAAAACAGCGCGGCUAUCGUACUACAUUGACGGUGUUGCAACUGGAGGAGCUGCAAAAGGCCUUUCAGCAGUGUCGAUAUCCUGACAUCGUCGCAAGGAAAGAUCUGGCGUCUCGAAUACACCUCACCGAAGCUAGAGUGCAGGUAUGGUUCCAGAACCGAAGGGCAAAGUUUCGAAAGCAGGCACAGCACGAAGCCAGCAAGGCGCUCUGCACUGUGGAUGAGCUCUCGGCACACCGAGCGAACCCGUAGUCUUCUUUGCCACUCGGCACAUUUGGCACCAACGCACUCGGUGGAUUGCUGGGUCCGUGCUCCGAAAGUCCAAGCUCAAGUACGGGUCACAAGAUCAGACCUGCCAAGUGGAGUGCCAGGGGAGUACUUUGAAGGGGACCCGGACAUGUAACUUGUAAAUAAAGUACAUUUUGUUUUAUGA
Messenger RNA from Ornithodoros turicata, 1978 nucleotides. RefSeq names its product serine/threonine-protein kinase OSR1-like. Bases 88 to 1797 code for a protein of 569 amino acids. The record is from RefSeq and is a predicted model, not a curated record. Gene Ontology annotation, biological process: activation of protein kinase activity; protein phosphorylation; protein export from nucleus. NCBI's taxonomy places the organism in Eukaryota, Metazoa, Arthropoda, Arachnida, Ixodida, Argasidae. The transcript has 16 exons. Gene Ontology annotation, molecular function: ATP binding; protein serine/threonine kinase activator activity; DNA-binding transcription factor activity, RNA polymerase II-specific. Gene Ontology annotation, cellular component: serine/threonine protein kinase complex.